AUGUCCUUCACCCUCCCCACCUUCGCCUCGCGGCUCUUCCGCCCCCUAAGCACCCGCUUCGGCAUAACAGCCGACACCACCGGCGGCAGCGCCAUCGCGAUCCCCGAGGGCGCCGAGAAAGCCACCAUAGCCGCAGGUUGUUUCUGGGGCGUCGAGCACCUUUACCGCAAACACUUCGGAGACAAAGGUCUCUACGACGCACGAGUAGGAUACACCGGCGGCGACCUAACGAACCCGUCAUACCGGGCCGUAUGCGGUGGCCAGACAGGACACGCCGAAGCCCUCCAAAUCCACUACGACCCUUCGAAAAUAACCUACCGGCAACUCCUCGAAUUCUUCUACCGGAUGCACGACCCCACGACCUCCAACCGACAAGGCCCAGACGUCGGCCCACAGUACCGCAGCGCGAUAUACUACCACACCCCGGAUCAAGAGACAGUAGCGCGGGAGGUGACGCGCCAGGCGAACGAGGCGUGGUAUAAGGGGGGCAUCGCGACGGAGAUAGCGCCCGCGGGCCGGUGGUGGGAUGCGGAGGAGUACCAUCAGCAGUAUUUGCAUCAUAACCCGUCUGGGUACGAGUGUCCUUCGCAUUUUCUGAGGACGUUUCCGCCGCUUCAGUGA
Annulohypoxylon maeteangense is the source of this 621-nucleotide messenger RNA. Its product is annotated as PMSR-domain-containing protein. Gene Ontology annotation, molecular function: peptide-methionine (S)-S-oxide reductase activity. The coding region runs from base 1 to 621 and encodes 206 amino acids. The transcript has 2 exons. The record is from RefSeq and is a predicted model, not a curated record. NCBI's taxonomy places the organism in Eukaryota, Fungi, Ascomycota, Sordariomycetes, Xylariales, Hypoxylaceae.